CCUGGUUCGGCAUCUGGCCAAAGCCCCUGGUCGCAGGCAGAGCGAGAUCGCCCAGCACAAUGCCGAGCUGAUUGUUAAAAGCACAUUGGCUAGGGGCAAGCGGGUAUAAUGCGGGAUCGGCUUUUGCAACCCCAGACUGUUGCAUCGUGCGUCAUCCCGGGAAGGUGACAAACAUCCAGACUUGGCCCACCUCCGCAUCGCUAUUCGGCCGAAAAGGGAAGGUUAUCUGGCCCAUGGUCACGUCGUUGGUCAUGUCCACCCGAGGCAGUACCACUCCUAGGUGUGUUCAUCCUAUGCCACAGGCAGGUAACCACUCAUGUGUACUACCUCCAACCCACGGUCAUUCCAGGAAGCUAUAAAGCAGCCAGGUCUCACCGGAGUCGCUCGAGGAAAAGAGCUUCUCCAGGAACUCCACGGUCAAGACGCAAGUUCCCAGCUCUUCAAGAUGAAGUCGGUUUUCGCUUUUUCCACUCUCCUGGCCCUCGCCUCGGCGGCUGCUGUCCCCGAACGCCAGGUCAGACCCGCUGUCACCGCCUACGAUGGAUACAAGGUCUUCCGUGUCGCUGUCAAGAACCAGGUCAACAAGGUCUCCAAGAUCAUCGAGCAGCUAGAGCUCGAGACAUGGAAGGCACCCAAGGCCCCUGGCGCUCUCGCCGAUAUUGUUGUCCCACCAUCCAAAGUGGCCGAGUUCGAGGCGGCUGUCGCCGGCAUGGAGGUCACUACCAUGCACGAGGACUUGGCUGCUUCUAUUGAGGAGGAGUCCAACUUCUCUGCAUAUGCAGUUGGUUCUGCCAACGCUACGUGGUUCAACUCAUACCAUUCGUACAACGACCAUCUCCAGUUCCUGCGGGAUCUCCAGGCCACCUACCCAACCCGCUCGGCCAUCGUCACGUCGGGCAACUCCAACGAGGGAAGACCUAUCACAGGUAUUCACUUCUGGGGAAGCUCCGGGAAGGGCAAAAAGCCUGCUGUCAUCUUCCACAGCACCGUCCACGCGCGCGAGUGGAUCACCACCAUGGUCAACGAGUACCUGGCCUUCAACCUCCUGACCAAGUACGACACCGACGCCGAGAUCAAGAGCUUCGUCGACAAGUACGACUUCUACGUCUUCCCCGUUGUUAACCCUGACGGCUUCGUCUUUACCCAGACCAACACUCGUCUGUGGCGCAAGAACCGUCAAUCCAACACUGGCAGCACUUGCAUUGGCCGUGACAUCAACCGUAACUGGAACUUCCAGUGGUCCGUUACUGGCGGUGCUUCCACUAACCCCUGCGCCGAGGACUACAAGGGAAGAGCCGCCUCUGAUGCCCCCGAGACUACUAACCUUGCCAACUUCAUCCGCAGCGUCAAGUCCAGCCAGGGCUUGAAGCUCUUCAUUGACUGGCAUGCUUACUCUCAGCUGUUCAUGACCCCUUACGGAUACUCCUGCACUGCCAGAGCUGCUAAGCAUACCGAGCUUGUGUCCCUUGCUGCUGGCGCUGCCUCGGCUAUCCAGGCCGUUUACGGCACCAGGUUUACCUCCGGACCUAUCUGCAGCACCAUCUACAAGGCCACCGGUAGCAGUGUCGACUGGGCCAACGAUGUGGGUGGCUCUGAGUACACAUUCACCGCCGAGCUUCGUGACACUGGUGCCAACGGCUUCGUUCUCCCUGCUAGCCAGAUCGUUCCCAGCGGUGUCGAGACCUGGGCCGGUCUUAGAUACCUGCUGUUGAACAUGAAGUAAAAUGGCAGUCACUUAGCAGACCCUCACACAUGGCUAGGACAUCGAAGCUAGGCGCACAUUGAGGCUGGUGUGGAGCUCACCUUGUUAUCUGAAACUUGAAUUGCGCAUAUUGGAAGGAGAAAUGUACAUAUGGAGUAGGAUAUAACAAUCAAUAUACUGGUUUAUUGACAAGAUUUAAGAACCCUGUCUCUC
Podospora pseudopauciseta is the source of this 1915-nucleotide messenger RNA. RefSeq lists its product as uncharacterized. Gene Ontology annotation, biological process: proteolysis. The record is from RefSeq and is a predicted model, not a curated record. The transcript has 3 exons. Bases 317 to 1723 code for a protein of 468 amino acids. Gene Ontology annotation, molecular function: metallocarboxypeptidase activity; zinc ion binding. NCBI's taxonomy places the organism in Eukaryota, Fungi, Ascomycota, Sordariomycetes, Sordariales, Podosporaceae.